GGAUCCAGAGGCACUGAGACUGGCAGGAUGGCAAUCCCGACGGCUACUGCUGUGUCAGCCUCGCAGGAGCCGGCCUCCCCCACCAUCGCAAUUGCUAAUGCCGCGGACAUCUCAGUCAUCGUCCUCUACUUCGUGGUGGUCCUGGCAGUUGGUCUGUGGGCCAUGUACUCGACCAACCGUGGAACAGUGGGAGGAUUCUUCUUGGCUGGCCGGAGCAUGGUGUGGUGGCCGAUUGGUGCCUCUCUGUUUGCAAGUAAUAUUGGCAGCGGUCACUUUGUGGGACUGGCUGGGACGGGGGCAGCUUCUGGAAUUGCGAUCGGAGGCUUUGAAUGGAAUGCCCUGGUGGUCGUGGUGAUCCUCGGAUGGAUGUUUGUGCCAAUCUACAUCAAGGCUGGGGUGGUAACCAUGCCGGAGUACCUGAAGAAGCGCUUUGGGGGGAAACGGAUUCAGAUAUACCUCUCGGUCCUGUCUCUGCUCCUGUACAUCUUCACGAAGAUCUCGGCAGAUAUAUUUUCUGGAGCUAUAUUUAUCCAAAUUGCUAUGGGACUGAACAUUUACGUGGCCAUCAUCAUACUGCUGACUAUUACAGCCCUUUACACCAUCACAGGAGGACUGGCCGCCGUGAUCUACACAGACACGCUACAAACCUUCAUCAUGUUGGUGGGAUCCAUCAUUCUGACCGUCUUUGCAUUUAGAGAAGUUGGAGGAUACGAUGGAUUGUUGGAGAAGUACAUGACAGCAAUCCCAUCCAAUAUCUCCUAUGGAAACGUGACCAUCCCUGAACGAUGCUAUGCUCCCCGUCCAGAUGCCUUCCAGCUUUUCCGGGACCCAGUGGAUGGUGACCUCCCUUGGCCUGGACUCAUCUUUGGCUUGAGCAUCCUGGCGUUGUGGUAUUGGUGCACUGACCAGGUAAUUGUCCAACGAUGCCUCUCAGGGAAAAACAUGUCCCACGUCAAGGCUGGCUGCAUCAUGUGUGGCUACUUGAAGCUGCUGCCCAUGUUUCUGAUGGUGAUGCCGGGCAUGAUCAGCCGCAUUCUCUACAAAGAUGAAGUGGCGUGUGUCGUCCCUUCUGUGUGCCUGGCUACUUGUGGGACAGACGUCGGUUGUACAAACAUUGCCUAUCCAACGAUGGUGGUGAAGCUCAUGCCAGACGGACUGCGCGGCCUGAUGCUCUCUGUGAUGCUGGCCUCGCUGAUGAGCUCCCUCACUUCCAUCUUCAACAGUGCCAGCACCCUCUUCACCAUGGACAUCUACACCAAGAUACGCUCCGAAGCCAAGGAGAAGGAGCUCAUGAUUGUCGGCAGGCUCUUCAUCCUGGGCCUGAUCGCCGUCAGCAUCGCCUGGGUGCCUGUGAUCCAGUCGGCGCAAGGCGGGCAGCUCUUUGACUACAUCCAGUCCAUCACGAGCUACCUGGGCCCACCCAUUGCCGCCGUCUUCUUUCUGGCCAUCUUCUGCAAGAGAGUCAAUGAGCAGGGUGCCUUCUGGGGCCUGAUCGUGGGCCUGGUAAUCGGGCUGUGUCGAAUGUUUGUGGAAUUUGCCUAUGGAACUGGCAGCUGUGCUGUGCCCAGCGAAUGCCCAGCGAUCAUCUGUAAAGUGCACUACCUCUAUUUUGCUAUCAUACUUUUCGCUAUCUCCAUCACCGUCACCUUGAUCAUCUCACUCCUGACCAAGCCGAUCGAUGAUGUCCAUCUGUAUCGUCUUUGCUGGACUCUCCGCAACAGUGAAGAACAGCGCGUUGAUCUGGAUGCCGGGGAGGUGGAGCAAGUGGAGGACGACUAUGAGGCAGAGCCAGUCCAAGAUAAAGAGGAAAACUGUUGCAAGAAGGCCUACAACUGGUUCUGUGGCUUGGAGCAGAAGGGCCCCAAGCUGAGCAAGGAAGAGGAGGAAGCUCUGCAGCAUAAGUUAACAGACACAACGGAGGAUCCCUUCUGGAAACGGGUGGUCAAUAUCAAUGCCGUCAUCUUGCUGGCUGUGGCUGUAUUCUGCCAUGGAUUUUUUGCAUAGGUCAAACUUUUUUGUUGUUGUUUCAGAAUGAAGGUCUCAGUCACUAAACUGCACUGUGACAUCAUAAUCUGUAAAUUGCACCUUCUCAGACUUGAAACUUAUUUGGCAGGGGAAUUGUUUAACCCAUCAGGUUAACUGAACAUGUGACUGACCGUGAAGGCAAUUGAUUGGGGGGAGGCAAUGUGGGGCUGCAGCCUCUUCUCAAAGGGGACAGUCCUCAGUGUUUUUGUCCCCAUUUUCAGACUGUGUUAUCAAAGUGUGUGUGUGUGUGUGUGUGUGUGAGUUAGAAAUUCAGCUUUUCAGUUGUUUUUCUCCUCUUGUUUUUUAAAUGUGUGAUUUGUGGGGGGGGAAGUGUGUAAGUUCAGGUGCCUCAAGUAGGCUGACUUUUAUACUGGAUGAAUCUUCACUGGAGGCAGGAUCUUCUCAUUGUACCCCUCUUCUAUUUAAGUUUUGCCUUUAUGGCCCACACUGAACUGUUUCUACCUGUGUUAGAUUUGAAAUUGGGAGUACUUGAACUGUUAUUAUCAAGUCCAGCUAGAACCAGCUUGAAGUUGGUUGAAGGUGGUUUGAAACUCUUUCCUCUGGACCACACAUACUGUCAUCGUCUAU
Messenger RNA from Candoia aspera, 2613 nucleotides. Its product is annotated as sodium/glucose cotransporter 1-like. Gene Ontology annotation, molecular function: D-glucose:sodium symporter activity. Gene Ontology annotation, cellular component: plasma membrane. The record is from RefSeq and is a predicted model, not a curated record. The transcript is spliced from 15 exons. The coding region runs from base 28 to 2004 and encodes 658 amino acids. NCBI's taxonomy places the organism in Eukaryota, Metazoa, Chordata, Lepidosauria, Squamata, Candoiidae. Gene Ontology annotation, biological process: sodium ion transport; transmembrane transport.